AUGGCCGUGGCAGGGCCCAUGAUGCCCGCGAAACGCAGGCUGGAAGAGACCCAACAUGAUAACCUGCUACCAUCAGUUCCUCCCUCCAAGCGUCACAAGUCGCGCACGCCUGCUGAAAAUGGCGCCCGGUCAAACUCACCGUCACGUGUCAAGCUGGAGAAUGCCAAGACAAAUCGCGUUCCAGCACCUCCAGCAGCCGGAUCACGAACUGCUCGACCUGAUAGAUCUCUCUUUACAGCUGUUCAAAAGAAGCUAAACGGAGAUUCUCGACGGGUCUCUUCGAGGUCAGCUGUUGAUGUACUUGACUUCACAGGCGACUCGUCUCCGAGUCCUUCAGUCUCACGCUCAUCGUCGGCACUACCAACCCGAAAUGCUAAGCCUUCUACCACUCCCGGCAGUCCUCUAUUCGAAAAGGUCCAAGAGGUGAGGCAGUCCAACAGCUACAGAUCACCUUUUGUUGGUCCAGUUCAGAGUGGUUCACGAUGGCGACAAAGAGAUGGCGGCCACUCAAAAUUGUCGUCCGGCAUAUUGUCCAACGGUGGAGCCGUCGACCGGAAAAGAGAAGGUAUUAACAGGCCGGCGAGCGUCCAGAAGCCACAUAGCUCUAUUCAUCCGGCCUAUACGAGUAUCGAGAAGUCAACCCGCUCGGCCAAUGUGUCAAUCGAGGUGCCACGCAAAACAACUCCCGAGCCUCGUCGAUCAAGCCAACACUCACAUAUUGUGGUUGAGGUUAACACCUCGCCUAGAAAUAUACUCCAACAUUUCCAAGGACCGCUGCCGAAGUCUAGAGCGGAACGUGAGGCUGAGAGAAAGAGACUAUUCACACAACUAAAGCACUCUACUCAGCUUGUACAGGAGAGUCCAGCAUUGGUCGAGCAGUACUUCGGACAGACGGGGUAUUCGAAAGCCUUCAGCGUGGAAAACGAAGAAGAGCAGGCUUUUAUGCGAAGAGCGGCAUCCAAGAAGAAGAGAAGGGUGAACCGACGCGAUAUUCGGCUAGAAGUCGAGUCCUUAACACAAUCAGUAGAAGGCCUACGACUCAACACAAAACUCAUCCAUCCUUCUCGUACUGCCAGAGACAUUCUCACGAGUCGAUUUGACGAGCAGGUUACGCCACCUCUAACCUUCUCUAAUGACGUCAACGAUAAGCGUCUUCACGGCAAAUUCCAAUUUAUCAACCAGUACAUCCUUGGCGAGAAAGUUAGACCCGCGCCUGCGUCGACGAACAGAGGGUGUAAAUGCACCGAUUGCUCCCUGUCUUCAUGCGUAUGCUUUACCAAGGUUCGGACUUACACCCGACGACCGGACGGCAUUGUGGUCCUCUCUGACGAAUGUAUCGAACGCGAGAUCGAGCCUGAUGGACCUCAUUACGAGAUAACCGAGUGUAACGAGUUCUGCAGGUGCGCCCGGAAUUGUUUGAAUCGCGUGGUCAGCAAAGGUCGCACAGUUCCUCUAGAAAUCUUUCAAACUCAGAAAUACGGCUUUGGAGUACGUUCAUCUCAGGACAUCGUGAAAGGCCAGUUCAUCGAGCUGUAUCUCGGCGAAGUAAUCACGGAGGCUGAGCUAGCACGUCGGGAGGAAGCCGAGAACGACGAUGACCCCGCCUAUAUUUACUCGUUGGACUGGUUUGCCAAAAUGUCCAACAGCACCACGUAUCAUGUGGACGGCAAAUACUUCGGGUCAGCUAUGCGAUUUGUCAACCACAGUUGCAACCCGAAUGCACGGUGUUUUACAGUCCAGACGCACAAGGAGGAUCGCAAACUGUAUUACCUGGCGUUCUUCGCGAUCAGAGAUAUCCCCGCUGGUACUGAGAUACUGAUCGAUUAUCUUGGAGAAGGUGCUUUGGAAGCGGAAUCUCAAGAAGAAGCAAACGCCGACUCCCUCGCAGCAUAUGGCCAAGAAUCGGACGACUUGGUGAAGUGCCAGUGUGGUGAGAAGAAUUGUCGAGGCAUUCUAUGGAAGCCUGGAGUCAAGGCUCGACGAAGACGUCGGAACCGGGAAUAA
Molecule: messenger RNA, 2004 nt
Organism: Cladophialophora yegresii CBS 114405
Lineage: Eukaryota; Fungi; Ascomycota; Eurotiomycetes; Chaetothyriales; Herpotrichiellaceae
Exons: 2
Coding region: 1-2004 (667 amino acids)
Cellular component (GO): nucleus
Molecular function (GO): protein binding; histone methyltransferase activity; zinc ion binding
Source: RefSeq, a predicted model, not a curated record